GAGGAUUGAGGUACCAGCAAAAUUGAAAAAACAUUGUGGGACGAAUGGAAGAAGUUGAUUAGUCCAGUGCGACGUUGGUCAAACCGUGUUAGGGCUGCGUAAUUUGACCACCGGUUGGUUCUUCGUUGCACCUCAUUUUAUUAUUCAACGGUUCUUCCUUUUCAGGCGCGGAGGGAGAGGAGCAGUUGUUGAAAGACUUUCCCAUCUGCAGAUUCUCAUCUUCGAUCUAGAGGUUCCAGAAGAAGAAGAAGAAGAAGAAAGAGUCUGCCACAAGUCUACUGCUUUAAUUUUCGCACGCUCGCUCGCUCGCUCUUUAAGAACAGGGUAAAUAGUUCCACGAUUUGCAGCAAAUCCCACCCCUUGUGCCCUUCCAAUCCUUCCUCAACUUGGCCGGAUUCCGAAUUCCACGUAGCUCUGUUUGCUCAGAAGAAUAUACUCCAGUUAUGAGCUCCAACGCUCCCUCAUCAAGCGCAGCCGUCCCCGGAUCUUCCGACAAUCCUGCAGCCAGAAGAACUUCCAAGCGACCAAAGUAUUCAAGGUUUACACAACAGGAACUUCCUGCUUGCAAGCCUAUAUUAACGCCAAAAUGGGUUAUCUCAGCUUUUCUGCUUGUCAGUGUUGUCUUCAUUCCCAUAGGAGUUGUUUCCCUGUUUGCCUCUCGGGAUGUUGUAGAGAUUGUUGAUCGUUAUGAAGCUGACUGCAUACCAAGCAAUUAUUCAAGGAAUGAAGUGCAGUUUAUACAAAGUUCUUUAGAUAAAACCUGCCUUAGGAAGAUUACGGUCACGAAGCAUAUGAAGCAGCCUAUUUAUGUUUAUUACCAACUUGACAAUUUCUAUCAAAAUCAUCGCAGGUAUGUUAAGAGCCGAAGUGAUCAACAACUAAAGGAUAAAGGCAGCAAGGAUAGAAUCAGUACUUGUGAGCCUGAAGAUUCCUCAAAUGGGGCUCCAAUAGUUCCCUGUGGCCUUAUUGCCUGGAGUUUGUUUAACGAUACAUACAGCUUUUCCCGCAACAAGCUGAACCUGACUGUAAACAAAAGUGAGAUAUCAUGGAAGAGUGACCGAGACCAUAAGUUUGGUAAAAAUGUUUUCCCAGAGAAUUUUCAGAAUGGGUCUCUGGUCGGGGGCGGGACUCUUGACACGAAGAAGCCUUUGAGUGACCAGGAGGACCUAAUUGUUUGGAUGCGAACUGCUGCUCUUCCAACCUUUAGGAAAUUAUAUGGGAGGAUAGAGGUGGAUCUUAAUGCAAAUGAUGUGAUUGAAGUCGUAUUGAAGAAUAAUUACAAUACUUAUAGUUUCAAUGGGAAGAAGAAGCUUGUGCUUUCUACGACUAGCUGGCUGGGUGGAAAAAAUGAUUUCCUAGGCAUUGCAUACCUCACAGUCGGUGGCCUGUGCUUCUUUUUGGCUAUGGUUUUCACACUCAUAUAUCUUGUUAAGCCAAGGCAACUUGGUGACCCAUCUUACCUAUCCUGGAAUCGUAAUCCAGGGGGACACUAGAAGACUUAUCUUCAUUAUGUGGCCAUACAGUGGUUAUGAUGUGAAAACAUAGAUGCCUUGAAAAUAUUGACUGUUGUUUAAAUUUGAUUUUUCGUUUUUGUUGAUUCUAAACACGGUAGAUAUUGUAAUGGAAUAUGGUUCGCACUUGAAAUGAUGUUCAUUAUUCUCUGUGACAGAGAUUGUAAUGCAUUAUGGUUUGCACUUAAACGAGGUUGAAUAUUCUGAGUAAUUUACGGGACAUAGACACAGUCACAUAGACAUUGGUAAGAUAUUCUCCUUCCGGAUAUGUGGAUCCGGAGACCGGAGGAUGAUCACCGGCUACCCUGACCUUGCGCACCGCUGUGACUUUCAUCCUAACCAUUGAUGAGCACCCUGUCAACUGACUCGUUUUUGACGUGCUCCUUCAAAAAACAUGCAUUCUAUGACAGUAGGAUCAUGCCACUUUGUGUGAUUAGGCAUGGAUCCAGUCCACUUUCGGGCCAGUUCGGUCCCAGACCAUCUGGUUAUUCUGGUCAUGGGGUGGGGUGAACCGAGAUUGGUGCUCUUGGCCGGUUCCAAACUGGCCUGUCCCAUUAUUUUUACGUAGUAAUUUUUUAUGAAAUGUUAUGAGUAUACGUAGUAAUUUUUUAUGAAAUGUUAUGAGUAAACAUGUGUGCAUUAUACUAUCCUCCGUCUCUUUUUAAUCGCAACAUGUUGAAUUUUACACUAUUCAUAUGUUCUACUUUGA
Messenger RNA from Cuscuta epithymum, 2220 nucleotides. NCBI's taxonomy places the organism in Eukaryota, Viridiplantae, Streptophyta, Magnoliopsida, Solanales, Convolvulaceae. The record is from the annotation of a GenBank genome assembly.